Molecule: messenger RNA, 1302 nt
Organism: Symbiodinium necroappetens
Lineage: Eukaryota; Dinophyceae; Suessiales; Symbiodiniaceae
Source: the annotation of a GenBank genome assembly
AUGGCAGAAGACAAAAAGGACAGCAAGGAUGAGAAGGAUGAAAAGAAGGAUGGCGAGAAGCUGAAAGAAGUCAAAAAGGACAGACGUGAUGUGGUGGUGCACCCCAUUGUCUUGCUUGGCGUGGUGGACCACUACAAUCGAGUUGCGAAGGGCACAACCAAGCGAGUGGUUGGAACGCUGGUGGGUGAGGUGUCGGACUACAGCCUUCACAUUACCAACUGCUUUGCAGUACCUUUUGAGGAAGAUCCGCGCGACCCACAGGUGUGGUUUCUGGAUCACAACUAUCAUGAAGCCAUGUUCGCAAUGUUCAAAAAGGUGAACACCAAAGAGCGAAUCGUGGGGUGGUACUCAACAGGACCAAAGAUUAAGCCCUCUGACCUCAGCAUCCAUGAGCUCUAUCGACGGUACUGCCCCGAGCCGGUGCUGGUGGUCAUGGAUGUGCAGCCCAAGGACCUGGAGCUGCCCAUGGAAGCCUACUACUCCGUCCAAGAGCAGACCUCGGAUGAGGUGUUCAAGCGGACGUUUCUGCAUGUGCACUCUACCGUCGGUGCCUUCGAGGCUGAAGAAGUUGGCGUCGAGCACCUGCUGCGUGAUAUCAAGAAUGCGUCGGCUUCUACUUUGGCUGUACGCGUGGGUGACAAGAUUGGCGCCCUGAAGGGUUUGGCCAUGCGACUUCGCGAGAUCUCACAGUACCUGAGCCAAGUGGUAGCUGGAAAGUUGCCCAUGAACCAGGAAAUCAUUUACCAACUGCAGGAGAUUUUCAAUCUGAUGCCGGAUCAGGACUCCGAAGAACUAGUCAGAUCUCUCGCGACCGAAACAAACGACAUGAUGUUGGCGCUGUACCUUGGUAGCAUGCUUCGAUCGACUGUUGCGCUCCACAACCUGAUCAACAACAAGAUGAGGAACAAGCAGCAGAAGGAAAAAGCUGCGGAGCCAAAGGACAAAGACAAAAAGGAUGAAGCAAAGAAGGAAAAGGAGGAGGCUUGCCAUGAAUCCAGAAGUUUGGGAUCUCUUUUCCUUGAAGCGCGCAGGUCAAGUGAGUCAUCUCUCCCAGCCCUGCAACUUCCUAGUGCGCUGUGGAACUCCCGCGCCUGCGUGACCGAAGCACAACCAAGUGCAAAAAGGCGUCCACGGCCUCCUCCCGAAUGCGUACUGCACAGGACUGUGAGCUGCAGUUCGCUAAAAAGACUCUCACUUCGCCGGCCUCACUUUCAAAAGCAGAGCAGCUUGCACAGCAAUGAGCAUUUGAAAGCUUUCACCAAUUUCCAGCAUUCUUUGGCUUCACACCGGGCUUGGGCCUGA